AGCCUUUUUCGGAAGAUAGUGAGCGACUCUGCGGUCCUGAGAACGGCAGGGAGCUCGUUCCACUGAGGUCCCAAAACCGAGAAAAGUUGUGACUUUGCUGAUCGACCCGUCAAGAAAGGAAACUCAUCCCGACUGCUGGCGUGAAUCGCGACCCACCGAGUCCAAAGCCGCGGAGUGAGGGGCCCGUGAAUACAGGGCAUUGAAAUGCCAGAAUCGGCCAUAGUCAAAUAUCUCUGCGGGAAUCUCGGAUCCACAAACCGGGAAGAAUUUGUGGCCAACUUAUAUUUCGGUGACGCCUCGACGGUGAACGAGAUCAUCAGCAACCGAGACCGGUUCGCCAACGCGCAUUAUAAUGGAGAGAAGCUUCUGAUCGCCAAGACGGCUCUCCGACUGUGCAGAAGGCUGCUGUGCGCUGGACCUGGAUGCAGCAGUUUACAUCUCUGUAAAACCUACCUGUACGGCGAGUGCCAGUUUGUUCCUGGAAGGCGGUGUUCCUUUUCCCACGACCUCCACUCCGAACACAACGCCAGACUUCUGAGAACACACGGCUUGGAAGAUCUGGACAAGAAGGAGAUAUGCGUGUUGCUGCUGCAGAACGACAUGGCCCUGCUGCCCGAUGUGUGCUUCGACUACAACAAAGCCGGAUGCCAGGAGGGCUGCCAAAGGAUCCACAUCUGUUAUAACUACCUGCGUCGUAACUGCUGCUGCUCGCUGGCCCACGACUUCUACGAGCCGCAGCCCUUCGAGGUGCUGCAGAAGAGACGCAUCCCCAUCAGCCUGAUGGCUUCCAUGAAGCCGCUGUACAUCAACAAGGAGGUCCUGAGUAGCAUCGAGCACAAGGCCAAGCAGGCCGGACGGGCCAAUCAGGUCCCUGGGGCCGUUGGAGCUAUGGGUGGUGCUAUGGGUGGUGUCGGUGGUGCUGGUGGUGCUUUUGCUAUCGGAGGAGCUAUGGGUGGUGCUCCAAGAGGUGGAGCUGGUGGAAUGAGAAGACCGCCUCGAGAUAAAACCGAGAUUUGCCUGUACUUCCUUAAAGGCACCUGUAGACACACCAUAGAAAGGUGUUUCCGAGCUCAUUGCAGGCUGCCUUACAGCUGGGAAGUUCUGGAGGGCCAUCAGUGGACGCUGCUGGAUAGCUCAGAGAAGAUAGAAGAGGAUUACUGUAACCCCAAAAAGACAUACAGCACGGUGGAUGUAGAAGCGGUGUGCUUUGACACCAUGACGCGUGGACUCCAGAAGGUCCGGCGUCUCUCCUCCAUCUCCUCAGUCCUCCAGCCCACCUUCCUACUCACCACCGAGUGGCUCUGGUACUGGGAGGAAGAGGAUGGGAACUGGAACCAGUACGAUUCACCGACCAACAGCAGCACAGAGCUGGAGCAGCAGUUCCAGAACAACCCCCAGGAGGUGGUGCAGUUCACCGCAGGGUCCCAUGCCUACACACUCAGCCUCCAGGACAUGAUCCAGACCAAUAAGAGUUACGGCACCAAGAGGGUGGUGAGGCGACGGCCUCGCUUCCUGUCCUCCGCCGACAUGCAGGUCAUCAGGACAAGUAGUAGGCCUCCAAAUGGUCCAACAAAUUUCCAAGCUAUGCCAAGACACUGGGACAGGACCCAGGUUCCUGAGACUGGACACAAGAAAGUUCUGCUGCAAGAUUUGUCUGAAGAAUACAAGGAGACGGAGACACUGUUUCGUCAGACGAUGACCGACUUUGACAUUGUGAAGAUCGAGAGGAUUCAGAACAAGAGUCUCUGGGACCACUUUCAGUUGCAAAGGGAACAAAUGAAGAUGAGGAAUGGGGGUCGUUACGUGGCCGAGAGGAAGCUGUUCCACGGCACAGACUCCAAGUUCAUCGACGCCAUCUGCAGCUCAAACUUUGACUGGAGGAUCUGCGGAACCCAUGGGACCGCCUACGGCAACGGCAGUUACUUCGCCCGGGACGCCAGCUACUCCCACAACUACACCGGGAACGCCGCGACGGUCCGCUCCAUGUUCGUGUCCCGGGUGCUGGUGGGCCACCACACCCGGGGCGAGGCCGGCUACGUGCGCCCGCCCUCCAAGGACGGCGGGGACACCCUCUUCUACGACAGCUGCGUCGACGACAUCCACUCGCCCUCCAUCUUUGUCGUCUUCGACCGGCCUCAGAUCUACCCGGAGUUCCUGCUCACGUACAAGGAGAAUGCUGCGGUCGUGGACGACUCGUUGUCCUGGUUACUGGCCGCCGCCGCGCUGGUGGUGAAACCCACGCCUGUGGUCAUACCCAGGCCUGGGGUGAAACCCACGCCUGGGUUGAAACCCAGGCCUGGGUUGAAACCCACGCCUGUGCCCAGAACCAAGCCCCCUCAGCAGUUCUCCGGCACUUUCUCGUACUUGAAUGGCGUCCCGCCACCACAGGCCUACAACCCAACCCCCCCCCGGCCACGCAUGUGCCCAGAGCCACGCCGCUCAGAGGUUUGGCUUACCCAACCCCCCCCCGGCCACGCAUGUGCCCAGAGCCACGCCGCUCAGAGGUUUGGCUUACCCAACCCCUCCCCGGCCACGCAUGUGCCCAGAGCCACGCCGCUCAGAGGUUUGGCUUCUGAGUGCGCUUCCACGUACUCAAAAGCCGUCCCUCUGUCCAAGCCCUACUACCCAUUCACAACAGGCCAACCCCCCCCCCCUUACGGCUACAGGGACCCGCCCCCAAAGGACGACGACGACUUCUACAACACCUUUGGAUACGAGCGCUGCGUUCGCAAAAGCUGGAACGAGGACAGCUCGGACGAGGACAGAUGGGGCGAGGACAGAUGGGGGAAUGAUGCAUCUCCGCCACCAGAGGGCGCCAGAGCGCUGGAAGAACUGGUUGCCAACUGUGUAUUCGGAGACGCCUCGACGGUAAACAAGAUCAUUAGCAACCGAGACCGGUUCGCCAACGCGCCUUAUAAUGGAGAGAAGCGUCUGAUCGCCAAGACGGCUCUCCGACUGUGCAGAAGGCUGGUGUGCGCUGGACCUGGAUGCAGCAGUUUACAUCUCUGUAAAACCUACCUGUACGGCGAGUGCCAGUUUGUUCCUGGAAGGCGGGCCGAGUGUUCCUUCUCCCACGACCUCCACUCCGAACACAACGCCGGACUUCUGAGAACACACGGUUUGGAAGAUCUGGACAAGAAGGAGAUAUGUGUGUUACUGCUGCAGAACGACAUGGCCCUGCUCCCCGAUGUGUGCUUCAACUACAACAACGCCGGAUGCCAGGAGGGCUGCAAAAGGAUCCACAUCUGUGAGCAAUACCUGCGUCGUAACUGCUGCUGCUCGCUGGCCCACGACUUCUACGAGCCGCAGCCCUUCGAGGUGCUGCAGAAGAGCCGCAUCCCCAACGACCUCAUGGCGUCCAUGAAGCCGCUGUACAUCAACAAGAAGGUCCUGAGUAGCAUCGAGUACAAGGCCAAGCAGGCCGGACAGACCAAUCAGGUGCCUGGGGCCGGUGGAGCUGGUGGUGUUGAUGCUGCCGUUGCCAUCGGUGCUAUUGGUGCCGCUGGUGGUGGUGGAGCUGGAGGUGUUAUCGGUGGAGCUGGAGCUCCAGGAGGUGGAGCUGGUGAAAGGAGAAGACAGCCUCAAGAUAAAACCGAGAUUUGCCUGUACUUCCUUAAAAGCAAAUGCAUCCACACCGUAGAAAAGUGUUUCCGAGCUCAUUGCAGGCUGCCUUACAGCUGGGAAGUUCUGGAGGGCAAUCAGUGGACGCUGCUGGACAGCUCAGAGAAGAUAGAAGAGGAUUACUGUAACCCCAAAAAGACAUACAGCACGGUGGAUGUAGAAGCGGUAUGCUUUGACACCAUGACGCGUGGACUCCAGAAGGUCAGGCGUCUCUCCUCCAUCUCCUCAGUCCUCCAGCCCACCUUCCUACUCACCACCGAGUGGCUCUGGUACUGGGAGGACGAGGAUGGAAUUUGGAACCAGUACGAUUCACCGACCAACAGCAGCACAGAGCUGGAGCGGAAGUUCCAGAACGACCCCCAGGAGGUGUUGGAGUUCACCGCAGGGUCCCAGGCCUACACACUCAGCCUCCAGGACAUGAUCCAGACCAAUAAGAGAUACGGCACCAAGAGGGUGGUGAGACGACGGCCUCACUUCCUGUCCUCCGCCGACGUGCAGGUCAUCAGGACAAGAAGGCCUCAAAAUGGUCCAACCAAUGUCCUAGUUAUGCCAAGACACUGGGACAGGACCCAGGUUCCUGCGACUGGACAUAAGAAAGUUCUGCUGCAAGAUUCGUCCGAAGAAUACAAGGAGGUGGAGACGCUGUUUCGUCAGACGAUGACCGACUUUGACAUCGUGAAGAUUGAGAGGAUUCAGAACAAGAGUCUCUGGGACCACUUUCAGUUGCAAAGGGAUCAAAUGAAGACGAAGAACGGGGGCCGUUGCGUGGCCGAGAGGAAGCUGUUCCACGGCACAGACUCCAAGUACAUCGACGCCAUCUGCAGCUCAAACUUUGACUGGAGGAUCUGCGGAACCCACGGGACCGCCUACGGCAACGGCAGUUACUUCGCCCGGGACGCCAGCUACUCCCACAACUACACCGGGAACGCCGCGACGGUCCGCUCCAUGUUCGUGUCCCGGGUGCUGGUGGGUCACCACACCCGGGGCAAGGCCGGCUACGUGCGCCCCCCCUCCAAGGACGGCGGGGACACCCUCUUCUACGACAGCUGCGCCGACGACAUCCGCUCGCCCUCCAUCUUUGUCGUCUUCGACCGGCCUCAGAUCUACCCGGAGUUCCUGCUCACGUACAAGGAGAAGGCGUCGGCCUCGGAUGACUGGUCCUGGGUGACGGCCCCUGCCGCGCCCGUGGUGCAGCCCGCGCCCGUGGUGCAGCCCACGCCCGCGCCCAGAGCCACGCCUGCGAGGGCGUACGGCAACCCUUCCUCGUUCUUGAACGCCGUCCCUCCGCCACAGCGCUACGCCCCCUCACCGCAACCCUACGUCAGCCCCCCGCCUACGAGAUACAGCCCCCCGCCCCCGACGUACCCCAGCCCGAAGCCGAAGCCAAAGGACUCAUGUGUGGUGUGCUAGGGCGGGGCAGGCAGUGUUGGCAAAGUUCACUUUCUACAUGAACUAGUUCCAAGUUCAGUUCACAAUUUUUUUAUAUCCCACUUUAUAUCCCCCCCAAUUUUUUUAUAUCCCACUAAGAAAAUAGUUCACAAAACUAUUUUCUUAGUUCAAAGUUCCAACAAUUAACUACCGGUCGUUCAUAAUAAUUUUUUCAAUAUGUUGCUGAAAGCUAUUAUUUUUCAAAAUUAUGGCCACAGCCCAUAUAGAACCACAGACAGCAAUUAUUUGAUCAGUUUUUAACCCUGAAACUAUGCGUCAGAUUUCAUCUUCAUAUCCAAUUUUGAAUCCUUAUCCAACCAGGGUUUACAUUAGCAUUUAGGGGACAGCCUUUCCCCACUGAUGCUUUAACGCUUGGUUGUUGUCCAAUCAGUCCAUACUGGCCGCUGCAGCUUUCACCCCUACAGUAUAUUCUCAAAAACAUGAGGAAAAACUUGCUGUCUUUUUAAAUGAGGAAUUAUUAUAUUAUUUAUUUUAUAAGAAAAACAGGAAAGAAUUCCUUAGGGUGCAAUAAUAAUUUUCCAUUUCAAAUUCUAUUUCACUACAUACUUAAAAGGAAUACUUGUAUCCUCGAAAAGACAGGUUAAUCAAACUAGUUUUGCUGAACGAGUGUGUUACGAGUGGCGGGGCGUGCACUUAUUUAACAUGCCCGCGGUAUUCAAAGAAUAGGAAUAUUUAAAUAUUCUAUGAAACUUAAAACUGAACCAUUUAUUCGUUAGAGUUGGAUUUAUACUCAAUGCAGGAACACUAUUGGAGGGGUUUGGACGAACAUUGGAACUAAAUGAAUUGUUUGGAGUGCCGCGGCAGAACGAAUCAAGGAAUGAGUGCAGUUAGCAGUUUUUUGCCCAUAGAAGGCAAAUCCGUUAAACAUAGACUGUUAAACAAUAUCCCCCCGACCUCAGAGAUAAUCAGAACAGCUGGUCAGGUGAAAUUAAUUGAUCCACAGAAUAAAAACAUCCUUAUUUUUACAUG
Gadus macrocephalus (Pacific cod) is the source of this 6039-nucleotide messenger RNA. RefSeq lists its product as uncharacterized. Gene Ontology annotation, molecular function: zinc ion binding; NAD+ poly-ADP-ribosyltransferase activity. The record is from RefSeq and is a predicted model, not a curated record. The transcript is spliced from 26 exons. Lineage: Eukaryota; Metazoa; Chordata; Actinopteri; Gadiformes; Gadidae. The coding region runs from base 205 to 5031 and encodes 1608 amino acids.